Messenger RNA from Formica exsecta, 1422 nucleotides. It is a transcript of the gene PQBP1, whose product is annotated as polyglutamine-binding protein 1. Bases 434 to 1327 code for a protein of 297 amino acids. Lineage: Eukaryota; Metazoa; Arthropoda; Insecta; Hymenoptera; Formicidae. The transcript has 6 exons. The record is from RefSeq and is a predicted model, not a curated record. Gene Ontology annotation, molecular function: protein binding.
AGAAUGCUUGAUUGUGAUUGGUCGAUUUGCUUACGGUCUUACGAUUACGAUUAAAACUUUUUCGCGUGCAAUAGCCUUAUUGCAGCGACAGUGGUGUUUUCUCAAUACAAGAUAAUUGAUGUAAAAGAUCUGUCAUUAAAAAAUUUAUAAAAAAAUAUAUAUUCAUAUUUAAUUAAUAUUCAUGCUUUCUAUGCCAGAGGCUUUUCGAUUGUUCGGUUCUAAUGCUUUGCAAUGUUCGAUUCUUGAGUCUACAUCGUUUCCAGGCUUUUAUUAGUAGUCUGUGGUCUUUAGCCUGUGUUUUGUAAACAAAUCGUGAAUGACACUUGCCCCACUUGAAGUAUUUAUUGAAAUAUUAUUCCCGAAUAAUAUCUUAAAACUUUCUCAUUGAACAUAUUAAUAGAUUUUUGGUGGUUUGAACUGAGAAGACACAAAGAUGCCUUUGCCAGCUGCCUUAGCUGCACGUCUUGCAAAAAGGGGUUUAAUUUCUGGCUCUGAAAAGCAUGAAUCCGCAAAGAAAGAGACGAAGAAGAAGGUACAUGAAGAAGUAAUAGCUGAAGAUUAUGAUAAUACAAAAGAAGAAAUUAAUCAGAUUGAUAUAUCACAAAAAUUUAUGGGUUACAGUGGAUGUCCUAAUAAAUAUAACAUUUAUCACGAAUGUACAAAGAAAUGUAAAGAAUUAUGGGGACUAGGGCAUGUACAACCUUCGGACAAGUAUUUAAAACAACAAAUGAAAUUAAUUCAGAAAUAUCCUUUGCCAGAUACUUGGAAAGCAGUUUAUGAUCCUGGAUGUGGACAACAUUAUUAUUGGGAUUGGUCAUCUGAUUUGGUAUCUUGGUUACCACCCGGUCAUCCCAAGUGUCAGAUAUCACAACCCGCACCACAGUUACGUGAAGAAUUACAUUUAAAGGCAGGUGAUCAAGAUGAUAACAUGUCAAGUGAUGACAGUGUUAGUGACCAAGAACAAAUGGAGGUAGAUGAAAGUGACGUCAGGAAAGAUAGAAAGAUUGAAAAUCGUACAAGAUAUAAAGGACCAGACAAUAAAAGAAUUCAAAGAUCUGAUAGAAGUGAUGGUAAAGACAAAAAAGAUCGUACAUUGGAUCCUAUGGAUCCAGCAUCGUAUAGUGAUAUUCCCAGAGGAAAAUGGUCAGAUGGAUUGGCUAGACAUAACGAAGCCAAGACUGGUGCAGAUACGACUGCCUCAGGGCCUCUUUAUCAAAUGAGGCCGUAUCCCAGUCCGGGCGCGGUGUUGCGUUCAAAUAGAGUUAAUAAACCAGAAUCAGACUCGGCAAAUAAACCAAAAGUUGCGUUUCCCGAGAAACCGGAAUAAAUGCAUGCUGUUAUCUCAGUGUAUAUGUGAUUACGUUAAUAUGUAUAUAUGUAUCUUUAAACUAAUGGAAAUACUAUAUCAUAUCUCGUAAUUUU